AUGAUGAAUAACCCACCAUUCUUGGGAAAUAACUUUUGUGAUCAAAAUAUUUCACGUGUCCUCAUCCUUUCUGAUGUUGGGGACAAUGCACAGAAGAACCAGGAAGAAAAUAAUCAGAUAAUGAAUAACACAGAUGUCUUGGGGAAUAACAAUGGUACUCAAGAUAUUCCACGUGUCCUUAUCUUUUCUGAUGUUGAAGGGGACAAAGCACAGAACAACCAGGAAGAAAACACUCAGACAACAAAUAACACACAUGUCCUGGGGAAUAACAAUGGUGCUCGAGAUAUUCCAUGUGUUGCACGUGUCCUCAUCAUUUAUAAUGAUGAAAUGAACAGAGCACAGAUCCAACAGGAAGAGAACACUCAGAUGAUGAAUAACCCAGAAGUCUUGGGAAAUAACAACGAUGGUCAAGAUACACCAAGGGUCCUCAUCCAGUCUCAUGAUUCCAGCACAGAAAUAAAACCUGAGACAACAACAUACCCCAGUUCAAUGAAAAGCGAGGAGAAACAAGAAGAUAUUGACUCAGGAUCUCCCUUCAUCACUCCUGGUUAUGGAUUUGUUGGUGAUCCAAAAAGAAAUGUCACGAUUCCUAGAAUGCAUUUGGUGAUCGCACAAAGGAAGCCUCAACCUAAGCAUGCAGCCCGCUACUUGGUUCGCAAUUUGUUCCCCAGGGAAGUCCUGAUUUGCAGCACUGCCAAUACCCAACUGCCAAACUCUAGUGGCCGCCAACCCCUAGAUCCAAAUAUAAUGGCUGCAUUAAGAGAGUAUCUGAUAACUAUCUUUCCCAACCAUGAUUUGCGUGAAUGUGGAAGAGACUGGAGAGCCUGUAUUUCCUAUGUCAAUGCUCUGAUUCGCUACUUAUGUAACGCAGCCAAAAAAAACACAAAAACUGUUCCCACCAAACGCAGUACACCAGCAUCUGUAGAUUUGGAUAUUAAAAGUGAAGAUGAUGCCGAUGAAGGCAGUUCCCAGUUACCUAGGCAAGCAGCUGCCCCAGAAAUAAGUGCAAGUGGAAAUUCUCAGCCAAACAUCAGUGCUGUCUUUGAAGAAUUUGAAGAGCCUUCCGCUAGUGCUUCACUGUCACGUUACAGAACAUUGUGCUAUAUUGGAAAUCCAAAUAGAAAUGUACAGGUGACAUUUUUAGUACUGACCAUAGCAAGAAAGAAGGCUUGCCCACAGAUGGCAGCCAGCUAUCUUCUUAGCCAACUGUUUUCAGAGGAAGUCCUGCUAAACAGUAUCAUCUAUGGCAGUCUGUGGCCUGGUGUAUGUGCCCUUAGCUCCAACAGGAUUAAUGCUAUUCGAGAGUUUCUCCAAGACAACUACCCGGCUUGUGAUCUAUCAGAAGGUGGACGUGAGUGGAAGAUGUGUGUGAAUUCUAUGAAUCAGCAUAUCCACACACUUAAACCUGGACAUGGAAAUUUCCCAUUUCAACCAUCAUCAUCUUCAAACACGAGUUCUUCUUCGUCUAAGUCAGAAUCUGACACUGACUUAAGUGAUCAAAAUACUUGA
Messenger RNA from Pipistrellus kuhlii (Kuhl's pipistrelle), 1509 nucleotides. It is a transcript of the gene BEND2, whose product is annotated as BEN domain containing 2. The record is from RefSeq and is a predicted model, not a curated record. NCBI's taxonomy places the organism in Eukaryota, Metazoa, Chordata, Mammalia, Chiroptera, Vespertilionidae. The transcript has 11 exons. The coding region runs from base 1 to 1509 and encodes 502 amino acids. Gene Ontology annotation, molecular function: DNA binding.